Messenger RNA from Saitoella complicata NRRL Y-17804, 2149 nucleotides. RefSeq names its product ubiquitin binding protein. Gene Ontology annotation, cellular component: ESCRT-0 complex. NCBI's taxonomy places the organism in Eukaryota, Fungi, Ascomycota, Saitoellomycetes, Saitoellales, Saitoellaceae. Gene Ontology annotation, molecular function: phosphatidylinositol-3-phosphate binding; metal ion binding; ubiquitin binding. The record is from RefSeq and is a predicted model, not a curated record. The transcript has 5 exons. Gene Ontology annotation, biological process: protein transport to vacuole involved in ubiquitin-dependent protein catabolic process via the multivesicular body sorting pathway; protein targeting to vacuole. The coding region runs from base 17 to 2089 and encodes 690 amino acids.
AAAGCAUUUGACGAAGAUGGCAAGCUGGUUCGGUUCGAAUCCGUUGGAUGAGCAAGUCGAACGUGCGACGUCGGAGUCAUUGCCCGCUGGGGCCGAAGACCUCGCCUUAUCGCUCGAGAUAUGUGAUCAGAUUCGAAGCAAGACCGUCGAUUCAAAGACUGCUAUGCGGUCCCUGAAGAAGCGGAUCAACCACAGAAACCCGAAUGUGCAGAUUGCCGCUUUGAAGUUGACGGAUGUAUGCGUCAAGAAUGGAGGUAAUCAUUUUCUAACAGAGAUUGCUUCGAGAGAGUUCAUGGACAACCUGGUAUCUCUGUUAAACGCAUCGGGCGGUCUCAAUCCCGACGUCAUGUCCAAAGUCCUUGAGUGCAUCCAGACUUGGGCAAUCGCCUUCCGUGGGAAAUCUCAUCUGGACUAUGUCCAACAUACACAAUCUUCUCUUGCCUCCACUGGCUUUCAAUUCCCUUCCGUCACCGAAAUCACCUCAUCAUUCGUUGACACCGCAGCACCGCCAGAUUGGACAGAUUCGGAUGUAUGUAUGCGUUGUCGAACGACAUUUACCUUCACCAACCGUAAGCACCAUUGCAGAAACUGUGGUAAUGUCUUUUGCGGGGCGUGCUCGAGCAAGACUAUGGCAUUGCCGCAUCUGGGAGUAAUGCAGGCUGUAAGGGUAUGUGACGGAUGCUACCAGAAGAAACAGGAGACGAUCAAGGCAACCCCACCUAAGGCACAACCCACACCGAGUGGACCACCCCGCUCACUAAGAUCUGGAGGCGGACAUAUGCAACCGAGAUCGGCGCGUGUCGUAAACGACGACGACGAUGCAGAUUUCCAGACGGCGCUGAAGAUGUCACUGGAGGAGUCAAGACGUGGAAAUGGUGUUUCGAGUGGAUAUGUACCGAAUAUAGGCAACAGCAGCAAUCCGUUCGUGCCGGCCACGAACAACCCACCUGCUAGCACUGAUGAGGAAGAUCCGGACUUGAAGGCGGCGAUCGAAGCAAGUCUUCGUGAGGCACAAGCUCAGAGCGCUCGUGCGGCUCACGUACACCAAGCCUCUGCUGCUCAAUCGGCACCUGCACCGCAACCACAAUCACAACCACCAGCACACGAGCUAACACCAACAGAAGCCGAGAACAUCACGCUCUUCGCAACCCUCAUCGACCGCUUAGCCGCUUCUCCUAACCCAGCAGCAAUCCUCUCCGACCCACAAAUCUCCUCUCUACACGACUCAAUCUCAUUACUCCGACCAAAACUAGCACGGGCAAUGGGCGAGUCGGUCAGAAAAUACGAGACUCUAGUCGAUAUGCACGCGAAGCUCGGAACAGUGGUGCGAUUGUACGACAGAACGCUAGAGGAGCAGUUGAGGAGGGCGUAUGAGAGACACAGUGUAAGUGGGUAUGCGCAGCCUGCGUUUGGAGCAGCGCCGACGAUGAGUCCACAGGCUACGGGAGGGUACUAUGGACAGUCACAAGCACCUCCGCAGGCGUAUCCUGGAAUGCCUGAUAGGCAGUACUCUACUGGUCCUGCGGGGUACACGAGCCCACCGCCUAUGGAUGGGCAGCAUGACCCAUAUGCCACGCAGGGAUACGGGCCGCCGCAGGUCGCUCGUCCGGGUCCAUUUGGACAGGCGGCAUAUCCUCCGCCCAUGCCGCCCAUGUACACCGGAGGCUCGCAGCAUGCCGCUCCAUCAGGUCAAGCACCUCUGCAAGCUGCACACACUGGUGGCUCGCAACGUGAAUUCUACUCUAGCCCUGAUCCCAGGCCUGUCGAAAAUGGCGGGUACCAUCCGCAGAUGCCAGCAGCUCCUCCUCUGGAUGGAAUGGCUCCUCAGCACUCAGGAUACGGUAACGCACCACCGGUGGAGGAUGCACAGCGGGCAUGGCAAGAUCAGCAACUGCAGAGAUCUGGGUCGUACUAUGCAGCAGAGCAGGCGCCAUCAGCUCCGCAAGGGGCAUUAGGUGAGCUGAACGCACUGAACACUUAUCAGACUCCUCCUGCGGGAUUGGAGGUCGUGGAGCAUGGAGGACACCAGGCGUGGCAGCAGACGAAGCCUACGCCUCAGCCUCAGGAGGGGUCUCUCAUCGAUUUGUGAGAGUACAGGAAAUUUCUGUGGAUUAGGUUAGCUUUAGGAUAGGAAUGUCAUGGUGUUGAG